AUGAUGAGCUAUCUAAGCUCGCUGGUGUGGUGCUUUCUUAUCUUGGUUGUCUCGGUCGCCACAGUUCGAAUUCAUGGCCAGCCGAGCACCGAGGAUUUUAUAAGCAUUGAUUGUGGUCUCGCCGAUGGACAUAGCUACGUCGACGAGCUUACAAAAAUACCGUACACCUCAGAUGCCCAAUUUAUAGAGGCUGGGACAAACUACAACAUUUCCAGAGAUUACUUGUCAAGCUCACUUCCAGAACAUCAAAGGAGCCUUAGAAGCUUUCCAACUGGAGAACGGAAUUGCUACGCACUAAAGUCUCUCGUGCAAGGUCAGAAGUAUCUUCUAAGAGCAACCUUCAUGUAUGGAAAUUAUGAUGGCCAAAAUAGUGCACGUGAAGACAAACCAAUACAGUUUGAUCUCCAUAUCGGCGUCAAUCUCUGGAAAUCAAUGAAGAUAGUUGAUGCAUCUACUGUUACUCCAACUGAGGCUAUUACUGUUGCUUUGGCCGACUACAUAUCGGUUUGUCUGAUAAAUAAGCAAUCUGGAACUCCUUUUAUAUCCUCGCUGGAGUUGAGGCCACUGAAGACUAGCAUAUAUCCAGCCGCGAAUGCCUCUAUUUCUCUUGUUCUUCUCAAGAGGUUUAACAUGGGACCAACUGAUGGGCUAAUAAGGUACCCAGACGACGGACACGAUCGCAUUUGGAAGCCCUUCGAUUACUCGUCCGCUCUGAAAGAGAUAUCAACAAACUUAACGGUGCACAGCCAUCCGGACGAUCUCUUCGAGGCGCCUUCGGCCGUCCUCCAGACCGCUCUCACACCGGUAAACGGUUUGGUGCUACGCCUCGGUUGGGAUCCGAAACGCGAGGAUAUCCUUCCGGAAUGCCAUAUCAUCAUGCAGUUCGCCGAAAUCCAGUCCCUCGGGCCGAACGACUCGAGAACAUUUGAUAUCUACCUGAAUGGAGACCCGUUCUUCGACACGUACCUCCCGAUCUACCAGAUAUCAGAUUCCGUGUACACCACCGUACCCUAUACUGAAUACGAGUACAACAUCUCUUUAAAAGCGACGAAGAAUUCCACCCUUCCCCCGAUCAUCAAUGGGCUGGAGAUCUAUAAGGCCAUGCACCUCCCAGAGCUAUCAACGGACAGCAGAGACGUUGAUGCCAUUAUGGCAAUCCAGAUGGAAUAUCCAGUUCAGAAAAAUUGGGCGGGCGAUCCAUGUGUUCCAAGAGCUUACGCGUGGGAAGGCUUGAACUGUAGCUAUAUUGUCUCUGUUCCGCCAAGGAUCAAAACACUAAACCUCUCUUCCAGUCGAUUGAGUGGUGCCAUCUCCUCUUCUUUUUCCAAGCUUAAAGCAAUCGAGACUCUGGAUCUGUCUUACAACAACUUAACAGGGACGAUACCUGGUUUUCUAGCGGACAUAUCAUCCCUCCAACUGCUAAAUUUGAGAGGUAACCAAUUGACUGGACCAGUUCCUGCUGAUCUCCUAAGAAAAUCAGAGGAGGGUUCGCUUAUAUUGAGAAUUGAUGGCCCAAAUCCAUGCAUCAAUGAGAGUACAUGUGGCACUGCUUGCAACAAUAAUAAUAAGAAGAAGAUCACUACCCCAAUUAUCAUGAUUAUCUCAAUAGGUGUGGUGGUGCUGCUAGUGGUCGUGCUUAUUGUGUGGAUAACAAGAAGAAGGCAACAAGAUUUUGCCAUGGAUUCCUCUGUGAGGCGACCGUGUGAAGAUCGCACUGAACGAAAUGUAGACUGUAAAGACCAUCAACUGAAACUUGAGAGCCGACAAUUCACAUACAAAGACUUGGAGAACAUAACUAAUAAAUUUGUACGAAUCAUUGGCCAAGGAGGAUUUGGGAUUGUUUAUCAUGGCUUCUUAGAAAAUGGUGUCCAAGUUGCAGUCAAGCUUUGCUCUCAGUCAUCAUCACAAGGGACCAAGGAAUUUCUGGCUGAGGCCCAGAGCUUGACAAGGGUUCAUCACAAGAACCUGGUAACUUUUGUCGGCUACUGCAAGGAUGAGAAUUACCUGGCACUCAUCUAUGAUUACAUGUCUCAAGGAAGCCUUCGAGAUCAUCUAAGAGGCAAAGCUGACCUGGGCAGAAUCUUGAGUUGGGGAGAGCGACUCCAGAUUGCAGUUGAAGCUGCACAAGGGCUGGAGUAUCUGCACAAGGGAUGCACACCUCCAAUAAUUCAUAGAGAUGUGAAAACCAGCAACAUCCUCUUGGGUGAAGGACUGGUUGCUAAAAUAGCAGAUUUUGGGCUGUCCAAGUCUCUCCUCAGUGAUUCUCACACUCAUGUAUCCACGGAGAUGGUGGUUGGCACCCCAGGAUAUGUUGAUCCUGAGUACCAUAACUCCUACCAGCUCAAUGAGAAGAGUGAUGUUUAUAGCUUUGGGGUGGUUCUUUUGGAGCUGAUUACAGGCCAUCCUCCCAUUACACCAGGCCCAGGGAAGGCUUACAUAGUUCAACGGGUGGCCUCAAAGCUUGCCAGAGGGAACAUAGAAGAUGCUAUGGAUGCAAGGCUGAAGGGAGAGUAUGAUGCCAAUUCUGUCUGGAAAAUCGUGGAUUUAGCGAUGAAAUGUACGGCACAAUUCUCCACCCAGAGACCAACAAUGUCUGAUGUUGUGAUCCAGCUGAAAGAAAGCUUGGCACUGGAGGCUGCUCGAGAGAGGAGUGAAAGCUUACACAGUGAAGGCCUCGACGUAAGCCCGAAUGCUGCAUUUGAACUAGACCGAAACAAGUUGAUGUCAGUUGGUCCAUCUGCGAGAUAAGAGUGAUCUUACCAUCUCCUCCUCCACCCUGUGCUUGUGAGGUCAGAUGUUUCAGAUGGUUAUGGGUGCAUGUUUGGUAAUUAGCGUGGCAUUGAGUAUACUUUGUGGUUAUUGUGUAUAAUAAUGGUCUGUGUGCUCCGAAAACCCAAACAUAACUUGCCUGAAUUCUAGUGGUGCUGUGGUAUGUAAUGAUUACUGUUUUCUUUCCUGAACUGAAUUCAUGGGUGUAAUCAACUGUGCUAGUCUGGAUUUUGUCUUACUGAAAACUGGGUAUAUAUAACAUUAUGGGCACUAA
Messenger RNA from Elaeis guineensis (African oil palm), 3043 nucleotides. RefSeq names its product putative leucine-rich repeat receptor-like serine/threonine-protein kinase At2g19230. NCBI's taxonomy places the organism in Eukaryota, Viridiplantae, Streptophyta, Magnoliopsida, Arecales, Arecaceae. Gene Ontology annotation, molecular function: protein binding; ATP binding; protein tyrosine kinase activity. The record is from RefSeq and is a predicted model, not a curated record. Gene Ontology annotation, biological process: protein phosphorylation.